AUGAAUGGAGCCAUUGUCUCCUUGGCAACGGCGCGGUCCAUUGAUGGCAUUGGAGGAGACGACAAACAGAUGAGCAGAAAAGACAAGAGAAGCGAAGCCUAUGUUUCAGUGCAGUUCUGCAGUGAGGCGCCUGUCUGGCCUUCUGAGAGCUGUGGAAAAUCAGUGUGGAAAAUCUCGAGUAGGCCUCUGUGUGCUACACUGUACCGGUAUAGCACACGAUUGCUUGUAUUUAAUUCCCUCGUGUGUCGUUUUUGUCUCCUCACAGUUUCAGCAGGCAACUGUCUGAAAGAUGGCCAAUUGUACAACGACAAAGACGUAUGGAAACCCGAACCAUGCCAGAUCUGUGUAUGUGACAGCGGAAACAUCCUGUGUGACGAAGUGAUUUGUGAAGACACCACUGACUGCCCCAAUCCAGAGAUCCCCUUCGGUGAAUGCUGCCCGAUCUGCCCUGAUUCCGAGGUGUCUCAGAACCAGCAUACCCAGAAUCGAGAGCACAAGGGAGGGUGCAGGUACCCAUGUAAACAGGGACUUCCUGGUCCUGCUGGCAAUGAUGGCAUCCCCGGCCAACCUGGUCUUCCAGGUCCCCCUGGUCCCCCUGGUCCCCCUGGCCUUGGCGGAAACUUCGCUCCCAAAUGUCUCACGGUUAUGAUGAAGAAAUCCGGGUGCCUGGAAUGUCUGUGCCCAGGCCCAAUGGGUCCAAUGGGUCCCCGUGGUCCUCCCGGUCCUCCUGGUUCAAAUGGUCCCCAAGGUUUCCCAGGCCCUCAUGGUGAGCCAGGCGAGCCCGGUGCUUCUGUAAGUAUCAACUACAAGUAA
Messenger RNA from Polyodon spathula (Mississippi paddlefish), 813 nucleotides. RefSeq names its product collagen alpha-1(I) chain-like. The record is from RefSeq and is a predicted model, not a curated record. Gene Ontology annotation, molecular function: protein binding. The transcript has 8 exons. Bases 1 to 813 code for a protein of 270 amino acids. Lineage: Eukaryota; Metazoa; Chordata; Actinopteri; Acipenseriformes; Polyodontidae.